AUGCGUCUGGCGCUGCAGAGACUUCUGGCCAGCCCUCCUGCCGGAUCUGUAACACGUAGUGCCGUGCACUCAAAUGGCGACGGCUUUUGCCAGCGCUACUCCCCCCCGACUCCCACUCAGGGACAGUCGAGGAGAUAUGCAGCCAAAAAGAACGGAAGAGAGCAGCCUCCAGGAUCCGAACCCAGGACUUUCCAGAUCCGGAAGGUCCCGUCCGUGACCAAGGCCGAUAGACAGGCCGAGGGAGCCAUUGAACGCAAUUGGCCUGAUGUACCAAAAGCGCGCGCACGCUUGCCCGAUGCUCCCAUAUUCGACGGCGUCGAGGGGGCCGGGCUUUCCCGAUCGACAGUCCAGCCGGAUCUCCCGAUGCUCCCAGGGACCCAACACGAUCUUCGCAGCGGCAAUCUCAGCUCGAGGAUCCAAUCGCGUCUGCCCAUCGAGGCCGAAAGAGACACCGAGAGCUGGAGGAGUCGCUUGGUGACAUUGGAGCAGUACCAGUACGAGUCGAAUCUUGAAGCGCCGGCUGUCCACGGUCCGCGCCUGGUCGACGACCCGUCACACGCUCGGGAUUGGGAACUAUGGCUGGAGCUGAUUGUCUUUCGGAAACGACAUCAUGGCGCCGAAGGUACGGUAGCGGUAUACAUUGAAAUCUUUCGACGGGACCUGCGACUACCGACACUGGGAAAUGUAGCGAACCAGCUAUGGGACCUUCUUAUUCGGGCAGGCUUUUACGAUUCUCGGUUACUCGAAGAUAUUGUCACCUAUGCUUUAAGUCUAAAGCGAUCUACGGGGAGAUCUUGGCUGGGGAUGUACCAUGGCAUUGUCUCCGUUGUACUGAAAAAGGAACCGGAUUCAGCAUACCGUUGGCAUUUGAAGCUCAGAAAUGAUUUCCCCCCUUCGCUUGGAGAUUACAAAAGGAUAUUCAAGCUGUCCCUCGGCUGGGGUAGCUCCGGGCACUUUCAAGGCUUGUACAGGGAUCAUCCCAUACCCGGGAUGUACAGGACCGUUGUUUGGCAUCUAUGCAUGUUGCAAAUGUACGACGAAGUUCUCAAGUGGAAUGACCUUCUUUAUGACGCCAGGGACUUUCCUAUGAGAUUCACUGACAUCAAACCCUUGCUCGACCAUCUCGCUUACAUUGGUGACGGACCUCGGCUUGAAACUAUCGUCAGAGCGCUGAGUGAAGCCAAAGUCGGGGUCUCGAAUGUGGCCGAAAACUUUGUCCGAAGGGACGCGGCCAUCAGUCGUGAAAUCUUGAAUCGACAGCUUGGUGAAGUUCAUGGAGUUGGUCCAAAACAUUUGAGCGACAGCUUCUGCGCUAGGCUUUUCGCUACGCGGCUUUUCUCCGUUGACACCGUCAUCAGUGGUUUGCAAAUGGUGGCCGCAGAAACAAUUGGACCUCUUUCUUUGAGGGAGAUCGCUGUCAGAGAUAACUGCGAUCCUGGCGCCAUCUGUCAUCAUACUGAUCGUCUUAAAAGUGCUGGAAUAUCUCUUGACAGUACUGUGUUUUGCACUCUUGUCCGUGGUUUAGCCAUGGAGAACAAGCGAGGAAUCUUGAAGUCCGUCGUGGACUGUGACCUUCACCCGGAUACAUUUGGAGAUGUCGACCUUCAGGAACGAUUACUCGCCCAGUACUGCGAGGAGAACGACCUGAUGAAGAUUGAGCGAACACUUGCUGUGCUCACCGCCGGCUGUGAGGUGAAAGAACUGCAAAUGGUACGGAUGAACUUGAUUCUUCGCUGUCAAAUCACGCUUGGGAGGCGAAAGAAGGUGCUGGCGACGCUAGAGGAAUUGAAGCGAUUGGGCAUACCGCUCAGCGCCAGAUCUAGCAGGCACCUCCGUGUAUGCUGGCUUUCGAGGAGACAGGUUGGGCGUGGUGCGGACGGAACACAGGAGUUGGCAAUCCUAAUCCAAGCGUCACGGAUGACUAUGCAAUCCGGCCACUUCGUGCCUAUCAUAGCUUGGAGAGAGAUCCUGCGACGCCUGGGCAUGGCCGGGCGCUUGACGGAGUUUGAGAAUCUGGCGCUCUGGCUGGUGGAUUGGUAUUCAAGCCCCGCAGCUAAGGCUGCUCUUCCAAAACGGCUACUGUUUUCUGGUCAUGGUGGUCAGACAUUAAUCGAGGGGGCUGUGUCGCCGGAGAAGUCAGCGAAUCGCGAUCCUCAACGCUUAUUCAACACCCUAUUCACAACCGCGGCACGGCAUGCAAUCGUUGCUUGGGGCUUUCAACAUAUCAUGAAAUCUCGUAGAAAAUCGAGAAGGUCCAGGGAGGCUUCAACGGUAGAAGAUGUUCCUCGGUUCCGGUGGACAUGGGGUUUGCACCUGCUAUACAAAUUGAGAAAGCGUGGGGUGCCCAUUGGGAAAGAUGAAAUUGCCCGAAUCUGCAGACAUCGACUCAACACUUUAUUUGGCACCGGGCUUUCGAAGCGGAAGAUCAACAGACGAGCCAGAUCAGAACAGAGGACUCUGGUGUCCUACACUGAGAGCGUGUAUAUCCAAAAGAUGGAAGAGAUUUGGGGAAAAGGGUUCUUCCGAGUAUGGCGCCAUGUUGGAAGAAAUGUGGAGGAACGGAUAGGACGAAAGCCCCGGGAUAAAUGGCGUAUAAAGAGAGCAGAGUAUAGGACGAGGAGUGAUGACCUUGGAACUGUAUAA
Letharia lupina is the source of this 2643-nucleotide messenger RNA. RefSeq lists its product as uncharacterized. The record is from RefSeq and is a predicted model, not a curated record. The transcript has a single exon. Lineage: Eukaryota; Fungi; Ascomycota; Lecanoromycetes; Lecanorales; Parmeliaceae. The coding region runs from base 1 to 2643 and encodes 880 amino acids.